Cyanidioschyzon merolae strain 10D is the source of this 360-nucleotide messenger RNA. RefSeq names its product similar to apoptotic cell death regulator DAD1. The transcript has a single exon. Bases 1 to 360 code for a protein of 119 amino acids. Gene Ontology annotation, cellular component: membrane; oligosaccharyltransferase complex. Lineage: Eukaryota; Rhodophyta; Bangiophyceae; Cyanidiales; Cyanidiaceae. The record is from RefSeq and is a predicted model, not a curated record. Gene Ontology annotation, biological process: protein N-linked glycosylation.
AUGGCUUCUACGGACCUGACCAUACGCAGCGUUUGGAGGUCCCUCAAGGAAGGGUAUCGGUCAAAGGUUCCGUCGGAGCUGCAACUUCUUGAUUCGUACGUUGCUUUCCUAGCAGUUGUACUGGGUGUUAUCACGAGUUUUGCAGCGGUCGUAGGCACCUAUCCGUUCAACUCGUUACUAGCGGCUGCUUUUUGUCUCAUCGGGAGCGCUGUGUUAACCGUCGGUUUACGGAUGCAGAUCAACGCCCGUAACCGAACCAAAUUGAACCGCUGGGAGCACCGAUCGUUCGAGAGUGCGUACGUAGGCUGGCUUCUGGGUCACCUGGUGCUGUUUCUCACAGCCGUGAACUUUGUUGGUUGA